Molecule: messenger RNA, 663 nt
Organism: Aspergillus uvarum CBS 121591
Lineage: Eukaryota; Fungi; Ascomycota; Eurotiomycetes; Eurotiales; Aspergillaceae
Product: MADS-box domain-containing protein
Exons: 3
Coding region: 1-663 (220 amino acids)
Biological process (GO): positive regulation of transcription by RNA polymerase II
Molecular function (GO): protein dimerization activity; DNA-binding transcription factor activity, RNA polymerase II-specific; RNA polymerase II cis-regulatory region sequence-specific DNA binding
Source: RefSeq, a predicted model, not a curated record
AUGGCCGACAUCACCGCCGUCGGUGAAGAGAACCCUUCUCCUACUCAGGACGACCUGCAGCAGGCCGCCGGUAACGGCGCCGCUGACAACCGCGGCACCAAACGCUCUCGCAUGAGCGCUGCCGACGACGACGACGAUGAUGAUGACAAGCCGGGUCGCGAGCGCAGAAAGAUUGAAAUCAAGUUCAUUCAGGAUAAGUCGCGUCGCCACAUCACCUUCUCCAAGCGGAAGGCGGGUAUCAUGAAGAAGGCAUAUGAACUCUCCGUCCUCACUGGUACUCAAGUACUGCUUUUGGUCGUGUCUGAGACCGGUCUCGUGUAUACUUUCACCACCCCCAAGCUUCAACCAUUGGUGACCAAGCCGGAGGGCAAGAACCUGAUUCAGGCCUGUCUCAACGCUCCCGAUCCGACCGCCAAUGAGAACGGCGUCGACGCCCCGGAGGUGCCUGCUGAGACCCCCGAAGAUGUCAGCCACGCCAAUGUCAACCCUCAGCAGCAGAACAUGCCCCGCCCUGCGGGCAUGCACCCCGGUUACAUGACGAACGAGCAGCAGCAGCAGAUGGCCUACUAUCAGAACCUCCAGCAGCAGCAGCAAGCAGGUCAACAAUAUCCCGGUAUGCCUGUAGGCAACCGGAUGCCCCCUCAGCACCAGCCCACCGCAUAA